Molecule: messenger RNA, 1959 nt
Organism: Daphnia carinata
Lineage: Eukaryota; Metazoa; Arthropoda; Branchiopoda; Diplostraca; Daphniidae
Product: orexin/Hypocretin receptor type 1-like
Exons: 6
Coding region: 155-1660 (501 amino acids)
Biological process (GO): G protein-coupled receptor signaling pathway
Cellular component (GO): membrane
Molecular function (GO): neuropeptide Y receptor activity
Source: RefSeq, a predicted model, not a curated record
AGCGCUAUCCUACUAUUUAAUCAGUACGGUUCAUGUAUAAUUAGUGUGUUUUCAUUAUCGCGCUAGUGAUCCCGCGAUGAUUUGAACUCUCGAGAAAUUAUCAAGUUCUCACGUUUGCACCUCAGUUUCUAUAAGACAAAGAAAGAAUAAAAAAAUGGAAAAAUUUCAUAACGAUACCGUCUGGUCGAUUUCUCCGUCAAACUGCACCGAAGGGUUUAACUGUUCUGACUUUACUGGCGGCCUCAAUGGCCUCGUUCAAAACGAAACGUGCACGAAUGACUAUUGCGAAACGGAUGACGACUACAUUGACCGGAUCGAAGCGUACAUGUUUCCAUCCGUCUACGAGUGGAUUCUGAUUGGUCUGCAUUGUGUGGUAUUUAUCGUUGGUUUGGUUGGCAAUUUCCUCGUCUGUCUGGCCGUUUAUCGCAAUCACACCAUGAGAACCGUCACUAACAUGUUCAUCGUCAACCUGGCCAUCGCCGACUUCCUCGUCAUCUUUCUCUGCUUGCCGCCCACCGUUUUGUGGGACAUCACCGAGACCUGGUUCAUGGGCAACACGCUCUGCAAAAUCAUCCCGUACUUUCAAACUGUUUCGGUAUCCGUCUCUGUCUUGACGCUGACUUUCAUCUCCGUCGACCGUUGGUACGCAAUUUGCCAUCCACUCAAGUUCCGCUCGACCAUCGGUCGGGCCAAAACUGCCAUCGCUGCUAUUUGGAUCAUCUCGCUGCUCAUAGACAUCCCCGAGUUAGUGGUGCUGGAAACGCGACCGAGCCGCAACCUGUCGAUUAGCACCGUCUAUUUUACGCAAUGUCAGCCAAGUUGGGAUGACGAAACGGAUCUUUACAGCCAGCUGGUCAAAUUCGCCCUGCUCUACGCUCUUCCGCUGCUAUUCAUCUCCGUCACUUACUAUCAGAUCGUCAGGGUCUUGUGGCGUUCAGCCCGGCUCGCCAUAAGCGGCGGCAACCGCACGGCUGACAACGCCGACGACGCAGCCAACAGCACCACAGUGCGUCUCUUUCCUAAACAACCGAGCAGCAAUCAUCACCAUCCUCACGGUCACCAUGGCACCGGUAGUGGGGGCAAUAAAGACAUGCUCACCGUCAACUCUAAUGCGUCGAUCGAAUUGCAAUUGCGUUCCAGACGGAAAGCAGCCAAGAUGUUGGUUGUCGUAGUCAUCGUCUUUGCUGUCUGCUAUUUCCCUGUACAUCUGGUCAGCAUUCUAAGAUAUACAAUCAAACUGACACAAAAUGAUUACACGGUCGCAGCGGCGCUCGUCUCGCACUGGCUGUGCUACUUCAACAGCGCCAUCAACCCCGUGAUUUAUAACUUCAUGAGCGAAAAAUUUCGUCGCGAGUUUGGCAUUGCCAUGAACUGCUGUUCUUCCGAUGUGGAUAAACGUCAUGGACGAGAAGAACGUACAACUCAUAACAUGAGUCCCUCUCCGAGCGUCGUCACCAGUUUAACACGGACACCCAAACAACAUCAGCGCCAACCGUCGGGAUUCUUCAGCAGCCAACAGCCGACAAGAUCUUCGUCCAAGAGUGGGAAUAGUCCACCCAGUUCGAAGAGGAGAAACGGCGCUUCACCGUCGGCCGAAACCAUUUUACUUUGCACGAUGCCUUCUUCUAAUUACACGCUUGUCAAUACGGCUAACGAAUAAUGCUCAUUAAAUUAUUCUGGCGUUUGAAAUCAUUUCGUGAAAGGCAAAAACAUAACAAAACAAAAAAAAAAUUGCCGUGCUUUUUUUUUAAUAUAUCGUGUUUUACUUUUAGUCGUCUGUACUUUAAAACGCUCUCUGUUCAAUCUUUAUUCGAUGUCAUUUUGCUUAUUAAACAUUGGAUAUUCAUGCAAACGAAAUUCCCCUGAAGGAGGUAGACGUUUAAGUAAUACCAUUUCGACAAUGAUUAAAUGUGUCAUCGUUUUUAUAUACUCGUGCUGUCAGUUCCUGGCUGAUGGGGC